Sorghum bicolor (sorghum) is the source of this 649-nucleotide messenger RNA. RefSeq lists its product as uncharacterized. The record is from RefSeq and is a predicted model, not a curated record. NCBI's taxonomy places the organism in Eukaryota, Viridiplantae, Streptophyta, Magnoliopsida, Poales, Poaceae. The coding region runs from base 20 to 562 and encodes 180 amino acids. The transcript is spliced from 2 exons.
CAAUUCUGACAAAAAUAGAAUGAGGAAUAGCAUUAUCUUCCUCAUGGCAAAGAGCUGUACCUCAAGGCAGAUCGAGCACUUCAAUGCCGCUGUUCUCUUAGUUCUUCUGAUCAUGUCUCCAUCCCGCACAACCUGCCAAGCUGAGAACCUUGACAGCUCCGAUCCAGACCACUACUCGCCGCAGCUGCUAACGGGGAUGAUUCGGCCUCGACAGAUGUCGUGCUUCCAGGAUAUAAAUCACUGUACGUUUGCAAGUUGCUCCAAUCUAUGCAUAGCAAAAGGCGUGAGGAGCAACAGAGCGUUCUGCUUGAAUUGGACUGACAAGUAUGGUCAAUCUCAUGUGGAGUGCUGCUGCCCACAGUUGGCGGCGUCGCCAACAAAGAUCCUAAUUCCUCAGCACCCGUUUACGUGCUACCAGGACCAUGAUUCACAAGGAUGUACUACCUGCAGCUCUUUCUGUGGAGCCAAAGGUUUCGUAGCUGAAAGAGCUCCUUGCUUCACCAGGAAUGAUGAUUCUGGUCGUGCUCACUCCGAGUGCUGCUGCACUCAUGAGACAGUGUAAUGCAUGCAUCUGUCUAGCUGUUGCAAACUCGAUGAAAAUGAACAUGUUUUUGGAUAAUGAUAAAAUCUUCGAUCGAUCCUUGGGAAA